CCUUCAUUGACCAGGGAGGAAGAGAUAGGAAGCUGUGAUCCCGGAGGCCCGGGGACCUUAUUUCCAACCAGCACAGCUCAGACAGACAGACAAAACAGAGAGAGAAUGUCUUCUGACCUGGACUCAAGUCUAACCAGCAUGGACUGGCUCCCACAACUGGGAAUCAGCUCACUGCGUUCAGGGAAAGAGAGAGGAGGAGAAAGGGAGAGAACGAAGGAGAAAGGGAGGGAGAGAGGUAAUCUGCCUCCCCCCAUCCCGGCCCCCACUCAGUCCUCCAGCACCAAAGGGAAACCCCCUCAUAGCUAUGCCACACUCAUCGCCAUGGCAAUAGAGGCUGCCCCUGGCAGAAAGUUGAGUUUGAAUGACAUCUACACAUGGAUCAGUGAUAAGUUCCCCUACUACAGCAGAACAGGAAGGGGCUGGAAGAACUCCAUCCGCCACAACCUGUCCCUCAAUAAAUGCUUCCGGAAGGUUCCUCGACCCCAGAGUGACCCUGGAAAGGGUUCCUAUUGGACAAUGGAUGAAGCGCCUGAGCCCAGUCUGCUGAAAGGAAUAAAGCGUCCAUACCCGUCAGAGGAGGAGGAAGAGGAGAAUCUGGGAGACGAGGCAUCUAUCCAGGACCCCCAUGCUUCUGUAGCAGAGAAAGGGGCAUCCCCCCAGGGGUCCAUGCAGCUCCUCCAGGCAGACCAUGAAACACCUUUAGCACCACCACAGGGACCUUCUCCUCACCCAUCAUCCCAUGGACCCUCCCUAUCCCCCCCACCCUGCAAGCAGCAGCCCCUCGUCUUCACUCCCUCUGCCCCCCAUCCCACUGUCUUCCCCUCUACUGUCCCAUCAACUGUCCCCUCUCCCUCUGCCCCCCAUCCCACUGUCUUCCCCUCUACUGUCCCAUCAACUGUCCCCUCUCCCUCUGCCCCCCAUCCCACUGUCUUCCCUUCUACUGUCCCCUCUCCCUCUGCCCCCCAUCCCACUGUCUUCCCCUCUACUGUCCCCUCUCCCUCUGCCCCCCAUCCCACUGUCUUCCCCUCUACUGUCCCCUUUACUGUCCCCUCUCCCUCUGCCCGCCAUCCCACUGUCUUCCCCUCUACUGUCCCCUUUACUGUCCCCUCUCCCUCUGCCCCCCAUCCCACUGUCUUCCCCUCUACUGUCCCCUUUACUGUCCCCUCUCCCUCUGCCCCCCAUCCCACUGUCUUCCCCUCUACUGUCCCCUUUACUGUCCCCUCUCCCUCUGCCCCCCAUCCCACUGUCUUCCCCUCUACUGUCCCAUCAACUGUCCCCUCUCCCUCUGCCCCCCAUCCCACUGUCUUCCCCUCUGCUGUCCCUUCCACUGCCUCCUCUCUGCCUCCUCAUUCUUUCCCUAGUCCUUCCAUCACUCUCUCUACUGUCCCCUCGUCUGUCUCCCCUCCAACUCUCCCCUCUUAUUCAGCUCCUCCUCAGCCUGUCCCCUCUCUUUACGUAGCCUCUGCCUCGUCUCACUCCUGUGAACCCCCUCUCCGUUUCUCCUUCUCUGAUCUGAACCUGCCAGACCUGUACACCUCCUUCCAGUCCCUCUGCAGGAGUGUCAGGGAGAGAGUGACCUCACAAUCGGACACGGGAACCUUCUUUGGGUUAACCAAUGAGAGUAGCCAACUGCACACCCCAACCCUCCCCCCUCUCUCCCCUCACCCCAUGCCCUCUGUAGUCCCCGGGUCUGUUCCUGAGGCCGAAAAACACUCUCGCAGCAAUGUGGUGCCACCGGACUGGUUCAGUACCACAGACUCUCUUAAGGAGAGUUUUCGGAUCGCCAGCAGUCUGGACUGGGCUAACAUAGACCUCACCAGUCACCCAGACCUUCUGGAGAGCAUGCGCCAGGCCUCGCUCUGUGAUUGGGCGCUGGAACCGAUGCUCUUCACCUCACUCUGUGAUUCACUGAACCGCUUCUUCACUGAGAAGGGCCUAAUUGGCUCCUCCAGGAGCAAUUCCCCAUUGGCCCAUGUUCCACCUGAGUCUCCCCUCACUUCACCUAUUCACAACCCCCCCACCCUGGCCAGCCUGACCCACCCCUCUCCUCUUGCCUACCCUCCACUGGCCCCCUCCUCAGGCAGUGGGCAGCCCGCCAAGAGGCCCCCCCAGGCCCAGAGCCUACAGAGGCCAGCCCUGACCCAGCCUGCAGCCCCCCAGACCAACGCUGGGAUCCAACUUCAACCUAGACCCCACCCCCCUAUGAAACAUCACCAUAGCAACAGUGAAGAGAUUCAAGAUGACUUUGACUGGGACUCGUUGAUCGCUUGACAGUGAUUUCUGUAUAUCCUUGCCAUUUUAUUAGGUCAACUGGAUCAGUGUUGACACUAUAACAGACCAAGGGUCAGAUUACUCUCCUCAAAAUCUUACUUGUACCAUUAGGAGCAAAUGUUAAACUGACCUUAGAUCAGCCUACACUGAGGGGGCGCAUAUACAAAACACUACACCCUAUAUAUAUUGUAACACAGGUUAUAGAUUAUGACUGAAUGCUAUAUUCUUCUAGCGAAAUGUUUGAGUGUUUUUUGGUUUCCACUUAAUUACUGUAAUUGGUUAUGCUAAUAAAAUAAUUGGCUAUGCUAAUAAAAUAUUGAAAAGCAAACUGUCAUUUUUCC
This is a messenger RNA of Esox lucius (northern pike), 2612 nucleotides long. RefSeq names its product forkhead box J2 (gene foxj2). Lineage: Eukaryota; Metazoa; Chordata; Actinopteri; Esociformes; Esocidae. The coding region runs from base 106 to 2271 and encodes 721 amino acids. The transcript is spliced from 9 exons. The record is from RefSeq and is a predicted model, not a curated record. Gene Ontology annotation, biological process: regulation of transcription by RNA polymerase II. Gene Ontology annotation, molecular function: RNA polymerase II cis-regulatory region sequence-specific DNA binding; DNA-binding transcription factor activity, RNA polymerase II-specific. Gene Ontology annotation, cellular component: nucleus.